Cotesia glomerata is the source of this 2108-nucleotide messenger RNA. RefSeq lists its product as uncharacterized. The record is from RefSeq and is a predicted model, not a curated record. The coding region runs from base 1054 to 2103 and encodes 349 amino acids. The transcript has 4 exons. Lineage: Eukaryota; Metazoa; Arthropoda; Insecta; Hymenoptera; Braconidae.
UGAUGAACGAUAUUUAUUCUUCUUUGAAUUAUUUCGUAUCUGAGUCCUUUUUUAAAUGGACAAAAUCGAUUAUAAAAAGUGGAUAAAGAAAUUUAUUUAAUUGGUUUUCCAAUAACUGGUAUUGUUGGACGUAAACUUCCAACUUUUAAGAACGUUUUAGCUUUAUUUUUCUAUAAUCAUAAAGUACAAAAGUGUGGUGUUAAACAAAGUGCUUUAUUUACUGUGACCGAGGUUCAAGAACAAUGGAAAAAGGCUCAAAUUCCUACUUGUGAGACUUUAAAUGCCAUCAAUAAGUUAUUGAGAAAGUUCAAAAAGUGGCAAAGUUUGCAGCGUAGUUAUAAAUGGAGACAAUCAUUCACGCAAAUCAAAAAUGAAACUGUUUUUAAAAAUAAGUUGAAGGAGUUAUUUGAUAUUGCGCACACGAAAGCAGCCAAAACCUGAAGUAAAGAAGGAAAUGAAUUUUUGCUAGCCCAGAGAUCAUUAGGUCGGCAUGGAUUUAUUGAUAAUUUUCCACAAAAACCUCUAACAUAUGAAGAACUGAUGGAGGUAAAUGAAGAAAAUUCGGAUGAACUGGUUGACAAUAGUACCAUCACUCCAAGCCAAGAUAGUAACACUACUUCAAGCCAAGGUACACUAACAACAUCACAAUCAACGAUAAGUCAUGUUUCAAAUUUCGAAGAUGAAUUAUCUCUGCCAAAAGUGACUUCAAAAAUGUCUAUAAUGACACCUGAACUUGUUGCUGCAUUAGAUCGCGGAAAUGUAAGCACUAGAAAUGCUACUUAUAUCAUAGCUGCAACUUUAAAGAUUGUUGGAUAUGAUCUUAAUGAUGUUAAUUUAAGCUACAGUACUAUUCGACGGGCACGUAUAUCUCUAAGAGAAGGUAUAGCUAGAGAACUAAAGGAACAAUUGAAAUUGGAUGAUAAUUACGUUGUUCAUUGGGACGGGAAACUUUUUCUCAUGGCGUUGAAAUAAAUUUGUAUUUAUCACGGCGCAGGUGUUGAAUUAGAGAAAGCUUUAGGUCGGGAACUUAUUUGGUUAUCAUGUCGUCACCACAUGUUUGAAAUUAUUUUAAAAACCGUUUUUGAAGUAUAUUGGCCUAAACAAACAGGCCCGAACGUGCCAAUCUUCAAUCGAUUCAAAGGUUUUUGGAACAAAAUUGAUAAAUCAAAAUUCAAAGCGGGUAUAGAAGAUACCGCUGUUGAUCAAGCUUUGUCAGACAUCACUGAUGAAAUUUUAGGAUUCAUUGGAGAAUAUUUGCAGAAAUAUCAUCCAAGAAGUGACUACAGAGAAUUUUUGGAGCUGUCAUCAGUUUUCUUAGGAGUUGUUCCAAAAGAAAAUUUUUUGUUCAAAAGUCCAGGAGCUAUAAAUCAUGCUCGUUGGAUGUCCAAAGCAAUAUAUUGUUUAAAAAUAUUCAUUUUUCGGGAAGAAUUCAAACUCACAACUUCUGAGAUAAAUAGCCUCCGAGAAAUAUGCAAGUUUAUCAUCACAAAUUAUAUAACAGCGUGGUUUACUUCGACUUCAGCGACUUUGGCUGCACAACAUGAUUUAAUUUUCAUGCAGAAAUUAAUUCGAUACAAAGUAGUAAAUUUGGCAAUAUCAACUGCAACUACUGAAAAAAUGAAGAAUCACCUAUGGUGUUUAUCUGAAAAAUUAGCCGUUAUAUCUUUAUUUAAUGGAUGUGUAAAUAAUGAAGUGAAAGAACAAAUUAUUGUUAAUUUGAAGAAUCGGGAUGGUUUUAAUACGAAAGCCAAAAAAUUGGAGAUUAGACAAGAAGACAUUGAAGGAUUUUUGCAGAAAGAUAUGAGUGAUUUUGUAUCAAAAGAUUCUAUGUUCAUUUUUACAGCGUUUGAUUUACCGUAUGAUUUUAUGGAAAGAGAUGUGAAUUUUUGGCCUUUUGAUGAAAGUUAUAAUGAAUGUGUGAAGUUUUUUGAUAAAUUGACUGUGGUUAACGAUGUAGCGGAACGUGGGGUAGCGUUGAUCGAACAUUACAAUAAGUGUUUUACAAAAAAUGAAGAACAAUUGCAAUACUUAUUACUUGUUAUCAGUGAAUAUAGGAAAAAAUUUCCGAAUUGUAAUAAAACUACUCUAAUGUCACAAGGUUAAGGAAA